CAACCAACCGUUACAGAAGCCACAGCCACGGCCAUGGCGAGAUCCUCCAGCAGCGACGGCAUCCUCCUCAGCGCGCCUCGAUCCAGGGCCGCCAAUGCCCCUCAGGCCCAGCCCGCGUUCCCUGCCGAGCCUCAUCCACGACUGGCCAUCAUGACGCCCAGCCGCCUCCUGCUCGGCUCCGUCGCCUCCAGCUUCGUCGGCUUCAGUCUCGGGGCCCUCCAGGGUGGGCAGAUGGCGCAGCUGCGGUUCCGGGCAGAGCACGCGCACAAGAUGCCCGACACGACGGCGGGCUGGUACCUGUACCACAAGUCGAAGAACUAUCACGCCAUGCAAGGCGGCAUCCGCGAGGGGUUCCGCAUGGGGCUCAAGACGGGCUUUUGGAGUCUGAUGGCCCUGUCGCUGGAGAGCACGGUGGACCGCUAUCGGGGCAGCAGCGACAUGUUUUCGACGGUCGUGGCGACGCUGACCGUGGCGGGGGCAUUUUCACUCUGGCAUCGAUUCUCGCUUUCCACCGCUGCGCGCACUGCAAAGUACGGGCUGGUCUUUGGCCUGGCGUACGGAGGGGUCCAGGAUCUCGUGGGCUUAGCCCGUGGCAGACCGAUUGGGUAUGUGGAGCUGAUCCGACGUCGCUUUGGCUCUGGGUCACGCGAAGGCAAAAGGAGCGACGACGAUGGCUAUGUCUAGAUCCAACCGCCAGCGCCGUAAGCAGCCGCCUUGGAGUUUCUGUUUAUCUUGUCUACGAAGGCAAGGUUUCAUGGGCAACGUUGUUAGCAAGAUGAAGCCAAGAGAAGAGGCCGAUGAGUGCGACGUCAUGUAUUCCGUGCAGACGAAUCAAGACAUGCCCGGCACGUCAAUUGUCUCGGACCAACGCCGCAGAUCGUGUGCUGCGAGUCG
Messenger RNA from Trichoderma atroviride IMI 206040, 894 nucleotides. RefSeq lists its product as uncharacterized. The record is from RefSeq and is a predicted model, not a curated record. Lineage: Eukaryota; Fungi; Ascomycota; Sordariomycetes; Hypocreales; Hypocreaceae.